GAGAGAGAGAGAGAGAGAGAUGGAUGUAAAGCUUGCAGUUUGUUCUAUCCUGCUACUGAUACUACUGGUAUUAUCACGUAACACAAACGGCUCGAACGAAAUCUCGAACAAACCCAUUCGCAUCGAGCAAGUAGUCCAAUCACAUUCAUCCUCCCAUCAUCAUCACCACCACCACAUGAUGGAUCCAUCAACCAUAGUCUUCUUCUUCCUCGAUGACCUCACGCAAGGCAACACGAUGCCUGUCUACUUUCCGAAUCGAGAAUUAUCCGAAGCAACAAAUCAUUUACUUUCGAAAACCGAGGCUGAUUCAAUUCCCUUCUCGUCCGAAAAAUUUCAUUACUUGCUUGAAUACUUCUCUUUACCCGAAAACUCCCCACAAGCAAUGGCUAUGGAGGACACGUUAAGGGAAUGCGAGACGAGUCCCAUCGAAGGCGAGACGAAACUCUGCGCGACUUCAUUUGAAUCCAUGCUCGAUUUUGCGAAAUCGAUGAUUGGCUCGGGAGAUGAGAUUCGAAUUCUAUCCACAAAUCAUGUAAAGCGUUCAGAUAAUAGCGUUCUUCUGCAAAGGUACACGAUAAGGGAGAUACGGGAGAUUAAAGCUCCAAAAAUGGUGGCGUGUCACACGAUGCCUUACCCUUACGCCGUUUUUUACUGCCAUUACCAAGAGAGUGAAAACAGAAUUUACCGGGUUUCGCUUGAAGGGGAGAAUGGAGAUGAGGUGAAUGCAGUUGCAGUAUGCCACAUGAACACUUCCCAUUGGAGCCGUAAUCAUGUGUCGUUUAAAGUGCUCGGAGCAGAGCCAGGGUCGUCGCCCAUUUGCCAUUUCUUUCCGGCGGAUAAUUUUGUUUUGGUUCCCGCGAAUAGUUUAAAGGAGUAAAAAUGUGUGGUUUUAUAUAAUAAUCUGCAGUAAAAAAAUUCCAUGUAUGGAUAAAUAAAUAAAUAGGCGUGUAACCGUGUAUUAUUUCUGGAAAAUGUAGCAAACUUGUUUUGUGUUUGUGUCCACUGCAAUCAUGAGUUGUGCUCUGGGAGUAAACCUUGAACUCAUAAAUAAAACUACACCAAAGCACAAGUCACAGACAAUUUUUCGAGAUUUCCGAAUCUGCUAUGAAUCAAUCGAACGUAAUUUUUCCUGGCGAUUACCUUCAUUUUCCUGCAAUCACAACUUUUCAGAUUUUCAGAAUCAGAUGAACGUAUUUCGGGAAAAACGAUUGGUCAACCAAGUGAAUCAGAAUGGAAAGACAGUGACGAUCUGAUAGAAGUAUUUUUCUACUGUUUUAUUUCAGUAUACAAUAUGGAUCACUGAUCAGCAAUCAUGCUAAAACAGGUUCAGCUUUUCCUGAGACCAGUGAAAAAUUUCCAUUGGUUAACCAAUCUGAAGGCGCAUAGACAAUGAUAAAAUUAGCUUGUUUCCAUUAUUAAAUGCAAUGCAUAUCAAUAGCAUUGAUAAA
Molecule: messenger RNA, 1448 nt
Organism: Striga asiatica
Lineage: Eukaryota; Viridiplantae; Streptophyta; Magnoliopsida; Lamiales; Orobanchaceae
Source: the annotation of a GenBank genome assembly